Messenger RNA from Sinocyclocheilus rhinocerous, 687 nucleotides. RefSeq names its product tryptophan 5-hydroxylase 1-like. Lineage: Eukaryota; Metazoa; Chordata; Actinopteri; Cypriniformes; Cyprinidae. Gene Ontology annotation, molecular function: iron ion binding; tryptophan 5-monooxygenase activity. Gene Ontology annotation, cellular component: neuron projection. The record is from RefSeq and is a predicted model, not a curated record. The annotation marks the transcript as partial. The transcript has 4 exons. Gene Ontology annotation, biological process: aromatic amino acid metabolic process.
GCAGAUGGUCAUGUGAACACAUCUGUCUGUUUUAGAGACACGUGUCACGAGCUGCUUGGACACGUCCCUCUUUUCGCCGAGCCCAGCUUUGCUCAGUUCAGUCAGGAGAUUGGUCUCGCGUCACUGGGAGCGUCGGAUGACUCUGUACAGAAACUCGCCACUUGUUAUUUCUUCACUGUGGAGUUUGGCCUCUGUAAGCAGGAAGGGAAACUGAGAGCUUAUGGGGCCGGUCUGCUGUCCUCCAUCAGUGAACUGAAGCAUGCACUGUCAGGAAAUGCCAGGAUCUUGCCCUUUGACCCCAAUGUGACAUGCAAACAGGAGUGUAUCAUCACCACCUUUCAGGACGUCUACUUUGUUUCGGACACCUUUGAGGAAGCAAAAGUCAAAAUGAGAGAGUUUGCAAAGACCAUCAAGAGGCCAUUCUCAGUGCGCUACAACCCGUACACACAGAGCGUAGACGUUCUGAAGGACACAAUCAGCAUCAACAACGUGGUAGAAGAACUAAGACAUGAGUUGGACAUCAUUGGAGAUGCACUAAGCAGGCUAAACAAACAAUUAGGAGUCUGAAAAGCUAAAAAAUGUCACAGCAAAUCAUCAAUGUACUUCAUCUGCCAGUGCACUUGUUUUGUCACAGUACUUCACUCUCCAAAUCAUGUGUGGCAUCAAUACCAUAUGUUAUGCUGUAUG